AUGGAGUCAUCUAGGAUUUUCGUCAAGAACCUACCGCCUGCCAUUUCUGAGGCCGAGUUCCGCAAACACUUCUCGGCCCAUGGCCGCGAGAUUACGGAUGUGAAGCUCAUCCCCAACCGCCGCAUUGGUUUUGUUGGUUACAAGUCGCACCAAGAUGCUGCAGCCGCCGUCAAGUACUUCCACAAGUCCUUUAUUCGCAUGUCUAGGAUCGCCGUUGAUCUGGCCAAGCCAAUUGCAGACUCAAAUCCAAAGCUCCAAACUGUGAAGAAUGCUCCACGUCAAGCAGAGGCUGCGUUGGCACACCGUGCAUCCGGACCACUUGGGGAUGAGCGGGCGCAGGGCGAUGACGCUAGGAAGAGAAAGCGAGACGAGGUGGAUGAGGCGGACCCCAAAUUGCAGGAGUACCUCGAAGUUAUGGGUCAUCCCACCAAAAAGCUCCGAGACCACAGUACACCCAACGGCGAUCCACAGCCAGAGUCAACACCUGCGCCCCCCCCUGCUGUCCUAGAAGCUGGGGAAAGUGAUGAUGAGUACGAGGACAUUCCUGCGCGGUAUCCCAAACAGUUGGCCAAGGACGGUCAAGCCCAGGUUAUUGCCAUACCCCCCCUUGUGCGAGAUGAUGAAGGCCCCGCGUCCAUGCCGGCAGACGAACCCGCUCGGAACGUUCCGCAAGUAUCGGCCGAUGCCACAGACGACGACUGGCUCAGAUCAAGAACAAGUCGUUUGCUCGACCUCAUGGACCCCGAUGACCCGGGGUUUGCCGCACGGGUAUCUCCACCGGGAGCCAAUGCCGCAAUUGUACCCGACCCGCAAGCGCGAGCAAACGGAAGCCCCAAGCCCGAUGCCGAUGAGGCAAAAGACGGCACCCCUACGACAGCUCGGAACACCGGAGACGAUGUGAAGCUAGUCGAGAAGACAUCGAGGCUGUUCCUGCGAAAUCUGAGUUACAAUGUCACAGAGAAUGACGUCAGAGAGUACUUUGGCCAGUUUGGAGACCUUGCAGAGGUACAUGUACCGUUGGACAACCGCGGCCAAGGCAAAGGUUUUGCUAUGGUCAGGUAUGAACAACCCACCGCCGCAGUGGCCGCAUUCCAAAAGGACGGCUCAGUCUUACAGGGUCGAAUCAUCCACAUUCUCCCAGCCUCCGCCAAGAGAGAGAAUAAGCUUGAUGAAUUCACAAUCUCGAAACUGCCUCUGAAAAAGCAGCAGUUACUUAAGAAAAAGGCCGAGGCUGCAUCGAACACCUUCAACUGGAAUUCGUUGUUCAUGAGCCAGGAUGCUGUCAACACGGCUAUGGCUGAACGUCUCGGCGUCUCGAAACACGAGCUAUUGGAUCCGACAGAUGCAUCGGCUGCCGUCAAGCAGGCAAUUGCCGAAACCACUGUGAUUCAUGAAGCCAAGACGUACUUCACGUCACACGGGGUGAACAUCGAUGCGUUCAAGUCCCAACAACGAGGUGAUACAUCAAUACUAGUGAAGAAUAUCCGAAGUGCCUCCAUGGAAGAACUGAGGACUCUAUUCGAAGAACACGGCGCUGUAUUGAGAGUUUUGAUGCCGCCAAGUGGUACCAUCGCCAUCGUCCAGUUCGCACAACCGGCCGCUUGCCGGGCCGCGUUUGUCAAGAAGGCCUACUCACGGUUUAAAGAGUCGGUCCUGUACCUUGAAAAGGGCCCGAAAGGGCUAUUCGUAGACCAUACAGGGCCAGCAUCUACAGAUACCGCUGUGGGAGUCCAGAAGGCAUCGGUUUCCGAGUUGCUGGAACGCGAUGACGCCGAUGAUCAGCUGGAGACAGCGUCGCUAUUUGUCCGUAAUCUCAACUUCUCAACCACCAGCGAGGGAUUGACCAACGCCUUCAAGGACCUGGAGGGGUUUGUGAGCGCAAAGGUCAAAACCAAGACCGACCCGAAAAAGCCUGGCCAAGUGCUCAGCAUGGGUUUCGGGUUUUGCGCGUUCAGGACCAAGGAGCAAGCCCAGGCGGCUCUCAAGGUCAUGGACGGCCAUGUCCUUGACGCCCACAAGCUAUUGGUCAAGGCAUCACAUCGGGGCCACGAUGCUGCAGAGGAGCGCAAACGCGAAGACCUCGCCAAAAAGGCAGCGGCGCAGCGGACGAAGAUUGUCAUCAAGAACCUCCCAUUCGAGGCGUCCAAGAAGGAUGUCCGAACGCUUUUCAGCGCAUAUGGGAAAUUGGUGGCACUUCGGGUGCCGAAGAAGUUCAAUCACACGUCGCGCGGUUUUGCGUUUGCCGAGUUUGCGACUUCGAAAGAGGCGCUCAAUGCUCUCACAUCCCUCAAAGACACACAUCUCUUGGGGCGGCGGCUGGUGAUUGACUUUGCAGCAGCGGAUGAGGUUGACCCAGAAGAACAGAUCAAGGCGAUGGAGAAGAAGAUUAGGGGCCAGGUGAACAAGGUCACAUUGCAAGAGCUGACGGGAGAAGGGAGGAAGAGGUGGAGAGGGAGAGAAAGUCGACUUCGUCCAGGAUGGUUGGUCCCGACAGCCCCCAUUUGGCCCCCGGACUGCGCCAUGGGCCUCGCAGUCCGAACUCCCUUCCUCCCGACCCAGUGCAGCCCGCCCUCGUCAGAUCAUGAUUCUGAGAUUCGUGGUGUAGCAUCGGCUUCGAGACACCAACAACAACCCCUUCAGGAAUCCACAGGCGUCCUUUCGUACCCUCCUCCUCCUCCUCCUCCUCCUCCUCAUCACAUGGCUUGGUACGCACAGAGCCUAGAGGCUCUCCCGCCCACGCCGUCCUCGAUCCCGCCCGGCACGCCAUCCGUCAUGCGGACACCACCCUCCCUUGGACCAGACUACGGCAGCGGAAGGGCAGCAGCAGCAGCAGCAGCAGCAGUGGCCAAAGCAGCCCGCCCUCGGCACGAGCGCCGUCACGCGCACACCCACAAGCACGCACACACGCACAGCGGACGGCAUCCGCAGGCGGCGGCGGCGGCGUCUAACCCGCUCAUGCCCUUGCUCAGCCAAGCCUUCCAGAACUAUCGGAAGAAGCAGGCAGACAAACCGGAUCAGAAGUGGCCGGACGCGUUGGAGGGGCAUUUCCUGGAUGGCAAUAAAUACACAAUGAAGCGACAUCCAAACCCAUUCGGCCGGAACCAGCUGAUCGGGGAGUACCUUUGGAUUGCGUCUUGUCUCGACCUGGGCCCCGGAGCGAGUCCCGACCCGCAGCUGCUGAAGAUCAAAGAAGCCGGGGGGCGGAAGAUGGUGUCAAGCCACAUCCAGGUUCUCAAGAACUUCUUCUCGGCACAUCGAUGCUUCCACUUCCUCUUUGGCCAACGGCGGCGCGACAAGGAGGCGGACCACAUGGAGAAAGGGUUGCUCAAGAACAACACUAUCUUGAUUGCCUUGUCCGAAAACCGCCUUCCGGAUGAGCGACCCAAUUACGAAUAUUUUGCGCAAAUUCUGGCGUUGAACGAGCAGGUGCAGUUCCGACCGAGGCGCUGCUGGAUCUUUGUUUCGCACCAGGAUGUAUCGGUCCGAGACGAUGGGUCGGGCCAGUUGGGCCAGUUGGGCAGCAGCAGCGAGCUCAGUGCGGCCGAGUAUCCGCACCUCGCGCGCAACCUCCAGCGCGAGACCUGGACCAAGGAGGAGCAGCAGCUGUUCCAGGGCGCGCUGCUCCACGAGUUCACCAAGGAGAUCCACCAGGUCGAGUCGAGCAGUGUGUCAGAGCUAAGCAGGGAAUGGGAGUUGACCUUCCCCGGCUUGCACAAGCGACUGGAAAGCAUCACGUCCUUGACGACAGACGCGACCUGCGACAUCUUGCAUUUCCACUCCACCCUCGAGCUCAGGGAGAGGCCCAACUUCCCUGCCGAGUCGAGCCUCAGCUCCUGGGUCGAGAUCAACAUCGAACAGCUUGCCCUGGUAACCCACCGGUGGAGGAUCGAGACACGACUCGUGAGGCCUGCCGAGCUCAGCUGCUCCACAGAAAAUAACCACCCUCGAGGAGGAGGGGUUGCGUCGUCCCAAGAUACUAUAUGUGAGCGUCAUAACGAGUUUACUAUUAACUACCGCCACCAGUCGGGGUGUGACGGCCCCCUCGGCGAUACCACUCAGGGGCCAUGCGAGUGUCUCGUUCAGAGAAGACGUCGUGACGGGGUUUCGCUCCCUUUCCCUCUCCCCUUUCCUACCACUGCUUGGGCGGAAACGCUCACCAGCUGUGCCGAGUACCCAGCCCAUCCGUUGAGCAGCGGCCAAAGGUUUGGCAGAGAACGCGGGGGUCUCGGUGGUGUUGGAGGUGAAAGUGAGGGUACGGAUGGGGGGGUAAGACCCCGUCGUCGUGGUAGACAGAGCACGACACAGAUGGACCUGGUCCCGGGGAUCGCCAUGAUGCAGGAGGUGUUCUCCUGUCCGCCUGCUGCAAGGCACGCUGAGGGAGAUGACGAGGGAGAUGGCGAGGCGUCGGAUCAGUGGACACGGCGGGCCGUGAUUCUCUGGACAUUCGAGACAAUCCACACUAUUGACAAAACCAAGAACAGGGACAAGGGAGAACUGGUGACAGCCCCGAGUGGGAAGACCAACUGGCGCUUCUUGACCAUUAUCGACCCGGCUAGCGAGCAUCAUCAGAAGCACGCCGUUGUCAGUGGCCGCAAGGCUUCUUCCAUUUCUUCUUUUUCCUCUACUGCUUCUUCUGCUUCUACUACUACUACUAUUACUACUACAUCCUCUUCUUCCUCGACGGACGGCUAUCGCGGCAUCUUGGACGGUCUUUCCAACACCUCGCGACCCUCCUCCCGUACUGCCGGGUAUUACUCGCCCAGCCCUGGCUACCCGCAGCCGAGCACAAACACAAGCGAUGGAUUUCCGCCACCGUGGGAAAACACCAGCAGCGGGUUCGGCUCUCUCUCCAGCACAGCAGCGCAAGCGUACGAGGCGCAUUUCCUAGCCCAAGCAGGCGAUGACCACCACACCCACUCUGCGCCCGCCAGUCAUGCCGGUGGUGAUGGUGGCCAGGCUGGAGAAUACGGCUUGCUAGGCAGUUUCAGCAGCCACCACGACGACCUAGCGACUCCGCCUUCGAGCGCCUUACUCGCCAGCCCCUUUCCCCAGUCCUUCGACACAACCUCAGCCAGCUCGGAUAUGCUACCGGACUACAUCGCGCCGCGCACUGCGGCGACGACGGCCACCAUGGCCCUUAGCUCGCACGCGCUCGCCAAUGCAUUGUCACCAGCAGCAGGGCCUUUUCUCUCAACUCUGGGAGCUGCAGCAUACGGCGGCGGUCCGCAAGGCGAAGCUCAUAACGGCUGGGAUAAUCAAAGUCUCGCUAGCAGCCUGGACUCCGCCACAGCCGCCGCCGCCACGUCUUGGUCAUCGGGGUAUCCAAACGUCAGCAUCAAUGUCAAUGUCAAUUCGGCUCAUCAUGCACACAACGCUACGCUAAGUUGGCCUGGCCCUCAGCAUCAGCAGCAACAACAACAGCAACAACAACAGCAGCAGCAGCAACACUACUCCCACACCGUCUCCCCACGCCGCAGCCAUAGACGUCAUGGCAGCAGCCCGCACCUUCACAGCCGACAACAGCAGCAGCAGCAGCAGAAACCGCACCCAACAGGGCUGGUCCAUCAUCCCCACCGACGUCCAUGGGACACGACCGUCAACACCAUUCAUGAUGACCCUUGGGCAACAACAACAACAAAGCCACCACCACCCGCAGAGAGUACACCCCCAUACUACCACUAUCGCCGUCAGCAACAACAGCAUCAGCAGCAUCACCACCAACACCAACAACACCAACCCCAAACCUGGCCCAACACCAUCAUCCCCGCCUCUUUAUCAACCACGCCAGGCAGCAGCAGCGUAUCACACCACCAACACCAGCACCAACACCAGCACCGGGUAUCAACCCACGUGCAAGGGGGCUUUCCGGGUACCGCAGCGGCAACGAUGGUAGUGGGACAUGGGCAUGGGCAUGGGCAUGGGCUUAGAUCUGGGCACAGGUACUCCUCCUCCUCAUCAUCCUUAUCCAUGUCGCAGGGGAUGUCCGCGGCAGGGGUAAAACGGGGGCGGUCGGGGAUGCCUGUGUUGGGGGGGGAUGAUGAGUUGAGGGGGGGUGGGGGACAGGAGGAAGGGGGUAAUGGGGAAGAGGAGGAGGAAGAGGGGGUUGAUGGGGAGGGGCAUCGACGACAGCGGUCGAGGAGUUGA
Molecule: messenger RNA, 6144 nt
Organism: Dichotomopilus funicola
Lineage: Eukaryota; Fungi; Ascomycota; Sordariomycetes; Sordariales; Chaetomiaceae
Exons: 8
Coding region: 1-6144 (2047 amino acids)
Biological process (GO): regulation of DNA-templated transcription
Cellular component (GO): nucleus; cytoplasm
Molecular function (GO): DNA-binding transcription factor activity; mRNA binding
Source: RefSeq, a predicted model, not a curated record